CCUUCUCUGCCGAUGAGGCGGUGCGCGUGGCCGCUGCUGCGGCUGUCGGCGCGCGCGGGGCUCGCCCUGCGCCAUGGCGGGGCGCUUCGCCUCCGCCCCGCCGCCGCCUCGUCGUCCUCCUCCUCAUCGUCCUCGGACGGCGGCGGCUUGCGUGCCCCCGACACCUCCCUCUUCGUGCCCGUGCCGCUGAAGCCCGCCGAGGGCGCGGCGGAGGAGGACGUGGGCGCCGAGCUCACGCGGCCCCUCGAUAAGGGUGAAGUUCUGAAAAACUUAAAUAAGUUUUACAAGAGAAAAGAAAUCCAAAGGCUAGGAGCAGAAAAUGGAUUAGAUGCUCGCCUGUUUCACCAAGCCUUUAUAAGCUUUAGGAAAUAUAUCAUGGAAUCCAGUUCUGUGAGUGCUGAUUUGCAUAUUAUUCUCAAUGAUAUAUGCUGUGGUGCAGGUCACGUGGAUGAUCUCUUUCCAUUCUUCUUGCGACAUGCAAAGCAGAUCUUUCCAAUGCUGGACUGUAUGGAUGAUCUGCGCAAGAUCAGCGAUUUAAGAUUGCCGCCCAACUGGUAUCCAGAAGCCAGGGCUAUUCAGAGAAAGAUAAUAUUCCAUGCUGGCCCUACAAAUAGUGGAAAAACAUACCAUGCUAUCCAGAGAUUUUUGUCAGCAAAAUCUGGAAUCUACUGUGGUCCACUAAAACUUCUGGCUCAUGAGAUCUUCCAAAAGAGUAAUGCUGCUAAUGUGCCAUGUGAUUUGGUGACAGGAGAAGAGCGUGUGUAUGCCACUGAAGAUGCCAGGCAAGCUCCUCACAUUGCUUGUACCAUUGAAAUGUGCAGCACAAACACACCUUAUGAAGUUGCUGUGAUUGAUGAAAUUCAGAUGAUCAGAGAUCCUGCCAGAGGAUGGGCUUGGACAAGAGCCCUUCUGGGACUCUGUGCAGAAGAGAUCCAUGUUUGUGGAGAAAGUGCUGCCAUUGAUUUGGUGACAGAGCUCAUGUUCACUACAGGGGAGGAGGUGGAGGUCCGAAACUACAAGAGACUCACUCCUCUUACUGUGUUGGAUUAUGCCUUAGAGUCUUUGGAUAACCUCCAGCCUGGGGACUGCAUUGUUUGUUUCAGUAAGAAUGACAUUUAUUCCGUCAGUCGACAGAUCGAAGCUAGAGGAUUAGAAUGUGCUGUCAUAUAUGGCAGUCUGCCACCAGGAACAAAACUUGAACAGGCAAAGAAAUUCAAUGAUCCCAAUGACCCAUGCAAAAUCUUAGUUGCUACAGAUGCCAUUGGAAUGGGACUGAAUUUGUGUAUAAAAAGAAUAAUUUUUAACUCAAUAGUAAAGCCAACCGUCAAUGAAAAAGGAGAGAAGGAAAUAGAUUCAAUUACAACCUCUCAGGCCUUACAAAUUGCAGGCAGAGCUGGGCGUUUUGGCUCAUCUUUCAAGCAAGGAGAAGUCACUACGAUGCACCGUGAUGACCUGCUGCAGCUGAAGGAGAUCUUGAGCGAGUCUGUGCCCCCUGUGAAGGCUGCUGGCCUACAUCCUACUCCCGAGCAGAUAGAAAUGUUUGCUUAUCAUCUCCCUGACGCCACUCUAUCUAACCUCAUUGAUAUUUUUGUGAGCCUCUCACAAGUUGAUGGGCUGUACUUUGUCUGCAAUAUCGACGACUUUAAGUUUCUAGCAGAUAUGAUUCAGCACAUUCCACUGAAUUUGCGGUCACGGUACGUCUUCUGCACUGCACCCUUGAACAGAAAGGAGCCUUUUGUGUGUACCACAUUGCUGAAGUUUGCCAGACAGUUCAGUAGGAAUGAGCCUCUGACAUUUGACUGGCUCUGUCGACACACCAAGUGGCCACUAGCCCCGCCAAAGAACAUCAAGGAACUAGUGCACCUUGAAGCUGUUCAUGACGUUUUUGACCUGUAUCUGUGGUUAAGUUACCGCUUCAUGGAUAUGUUCCCUGACGCUGCCCUCGUACGGGACAUUCAGAAAAAGCUAGAUGACAUCAUACAAAUUGGUGUCUGCAACAUCACCAAGCUGAUCCGAGCUUCCCAGUCUGCUGCUGCUUCUGGGGCAGCAGAAGUCACGUCAGAAGGCUUUCCUCUUUCAAGGACUAAGAGAGAUGCUAGGACGGUUUCAGACCAUCGUGAUGCAAAAUCCACAGAGCCGCUCUCCAUUGCACUAGAGGUCCCAGGAGAAAGAAGAGGAAAGAGCUUGAGAACCUAUCGGUCUGCCACAAGGCAGGAGGAUCUGAAAAGCCACAGGCGUGGAUCUCUUGCCAACAGAUUGCUACGUGAAGGACUUCUAACGCAAGAGAUGCUGAGACAGCUGGAGAGCGAGUGGCAGGAUCAGCACAGGAGUGGUAGAUAUGGCCUUGCUUCAAAAAGAAAUGACCAGAGUAGUUCAAAGGAAAUGGGAAAAAAGAAAAAAUAGAAUCCAUGUCCUGACUCUGUUUAGUUUUUAUUCUUAAAAUAAAAUGCUAUUUUAAUAACUUC
This is a messenger RNA of Lagopus muta (rock ptarmigan), 2465 nucleotides long. RefSeq names its product Suv3 like RNA helicase (gene SUPV3L1). Gene Ontology annotation, cellular component: mitochondrial degradosome. Gene Ontology annotation, biological process: mitochondrial RNA 3'-end processing; RNA catabolic process. The coding region runs from base 13 to 2403 and encodes 796 amino acids. The transcript has 15 exons. Lineage: Eukaryota; Metazoa; Chordata; Aves; Galliformes; Phasianidae. Gene Ontology annotation, molecular function: hydrolase activity, acting on acid anhydrides; RNA helicase activity; ATP binding. The record is from RefSeq and is a predicted model, not a curated record.